Molecule: messenger RNA, 2569 nt
Organism: Homalodisca vitripennis (glassy-winged sharpshooter)
Lineage: Eukaryota; Metazoa; Arthropoda; Insecta; Hemiptera; Cicadellidae
Exons: 9
Coding region: 47-2464 (805 amino acids)
Source: RefSeq, a predicted model, not a curated record
AGCGGCCCGUGUCCGUCAGUCGGCAAGAGGUCAGCAUCGGUGUAGGAUGUGUGUGCGCGGCUGGCUGGCGGUGAGCGUGUGUGUGACGCUGAUAACGAUAACGAGAGUUACCGGUGCCCCCGACACUUCCACAUGGAUACGGCCACAGCCACAACAGACUCUCCAUGGUCUGAUGGUAUCAAUAGAUGAGAGACUGCACACUCUAGAGAAUGCCAGGUGGGAGACAACACUGAAGCAAGUGGAACAACGACUCGACUCCUUGGAAACCGCCAUCAGGAGGUUAGACUCCACAUUCCAGGAUCGUUUGGAUAAGUUUGAGAGAAAUCUGAACUCUAACGAGCUCAAGGAUGAACUGAUGGUGGAAAAGCUAACCCACAAAGUGCGAGAUAUCCUGGAUAUGAGUUACGAUCGCUACAAUCGUCGGGUAGGAUACACAGAAGAGAGACUAGAAAUUUCUUUCAAAAAAGUGCAAAUGAGCGUUGAAGGAAGUUUAAACAGAAUAGAAAAGGGACAAGAUGAUAUCCAAACAGAAAUUGAGGAAGCUUUCACACUUUUAGAGGAGCUGAAGAGUCAAUCGUCAAAUACAGAAGACAAACUGAACUCUACUCACAAAGCGAUACAACAACAUUUACAGACGCUGAUUGUGCCAAACAACGAGCAGCUACAGAGGAUUUCAGGGUCUCUGGAAAACUUGGGUUCCAGACUUAACAGCAGUAACCUGGUAGCCUGGGGUAGCCAAAAUGAUGGGCCACAGGUCAACGAUGUCAUCACUACUAUACGCUCGGAGAUCAAUUUGGAAGGCACCAAAUUUACCAACAAGGUAAACAACAUGUACAAUGAUAUGUGGAGAAGGAUGGUGUCUUUGGAGUCACUUGUCAAGGAUUUGACUAGAUCCAGCAACUCAACACAACGAGAGAUGAUGGACCAAGUGAGGUCACUGAUCCUUGAUGACCGAAGAGACUUCGCUGCUGACUCUCAAGAAAAUUUUAUGGAAGUGGCACUGGACGCAUUGGAACGCAAAUUACAGCGGAAAUUGAUAGACCUGGGUCGCAAAGUAGACGAUCGAUUGAACAGUCUUGGAGCUACCCAAAACCUUCUCAUGGACAGCUGCUUUGAUGGUGGUAUCUGCCGCGACCUAGACUCAAGGCUUUCACAAGUCUUGGAGAGGAUAUUUGAUGUUUUCUCAGACAAAAUACAGAGCUUUUAUAACAAAACAUAUGAAACGGAUGAAUUGGUGGUUGAGAUGAUGGAACUGGUAAAGAAUCAACAUAGUCAGCUGAUCAGAACUGUAACUCAUAACACCAACAUGGUAGUAACACUGGCCAAGGACAGCAGUGAUGCCAACAAGCUCUUACAUAACUCUGUGACUCAGCUCUCUGAGAAAACAGAGUACAAUUUCCAGGAACUACUUGAUGAAGUUCAAGAUAUAUCUAACACCAGUGGAAAAAUCUGUGCAGAAGGUGAUAAACUUAAUGAAGAAAUAAUUUAUGACGUGCAACAAUCUGUUCCAGUUCCCAAAAAUAUUACUGAAGUUAAAAUUAUUACUUUAAAUAAAACAAAAUCUACAGAGGAUAAAACACCUAAGCAGCAUGACCCAGGUGUUUUGAAAAUAACAUCUGAUGAGAUAGAAUCAUUGGGUGAGAAAAGUUCUUUAGCUACCAAUCCAUCUCCUAUUGGAAUAACACUUAAUACAACAAUGAUGGUUGAUUCAUCUAUCAUGCAAGUGAUUGGCAUGAUAUCACCAAAUUUAACUGAAGAUCAGUUAGAAACAUUCUUGCAAUAUCUCAACAAUUCAGUAAGCCUUGAAGGUUUGGAAGCCAUAAUCCAAAACACUGAAGCUGAAGCUGAACAAGAUGUAGGCUUACUUGAUAGUACAAGUGACGAAAUAUACGAUUCCGAAUCAUUUAAUAAGACCAACUUUCUUACCGAUGUUAAUGUAGUAGUAAGUAAAAUAACUAAUGCAACUUAUAAAAAUGCUGAAGAAAAAUAUGUUUCAGAGGAGAACAAUGAUGAAAUUGAUCAUGAUUUAAUGAGUUAUGCAGAGAUCACAGAAAAUUCUAAAGAAAUUGACAGCAAGGAAAUUAUAAAAGAAAACCUGAACCAAACAGAAGUUUUAGAGGUUUCACCUCUAAUACAGGAACAAAUAAAAGUGUAUGGCUUAUUGAUGAAGAUGAAAUAUGGAAAUUUAAAUACAACAGAACUGUGGUUGGAAAUCUCGAAAAAUAAAGGUAAUGGUAAAAAAGCAGAACAACUGUGUGUUUUAGAAAAGCUGUGUUAUGGGGAAAAAACAACUAAAAAUGUUAAACCAGAAUAUAUAAACAAUGUAAUGAGAAACAGACUCAUUUUUAUAAAUCAGACCAUAAAUGAUGUAUAUUUAUAUGAGAAAAUAGAAGAUAUUUGUAAUAUGAUGACAGAGUCAUUACAAACUAAAAAUACUGGUAAAAAUAUUUUAUCUGAUGGCUAAAUGUUUUAUGUAUUGAAACCAUACGGAAAACUGUGCCAUGAUUAAAACACCAAACUUAUACUAAACUUUAUGGUUGUAUUAAUUCUAUUAAAGUUGUAAUAACAA